This is a messenger RNA of Saprolegnia parasitica CBS 223.65, 2204 nucleotides long. Its product is annotated as TKL protein kinase. The record is from RefSeq and is a predicted model, not a curated record. Gene Ontology annotation, biological process: protein phosphorylation; intracellular signal transduction. The transcript has a single exon. Lineage: Eukaryota; Oomycota; Saprolegniomycetes; Saprolegniales; Saprolegniaceae. Gene Ontology annotation, molecular function: protein kinase activity; ATP binding. Bases 1 to 2118 code for a protein of 705 amino acids.
AUGGAGACGGCGCGUCUCGCCGCAUUGGUCCAUGGCCUCGAGUAUGGCGUGGCCUUUCUCCUCGCGCUAGUCUCCGUUGCGUACCUGCGACAGCAGCGCUCCACCGCGUGGCGUGGCAGCUCGGGCGCCGCGCGGAGGCUCAUCUUACCUUCGUUCGAGCCAAUGCUAUGGGGCUUUGUCGGUCUCUCGGGCACGUACGCCACGUACUUUGCCGUGACGCUCUCGCGCGGCUACACGGGUCCAGGACCCGGGCCAUAUGCGUGCGUGUACAACGAAGCCAUCUACCAAGGCGAGCACUUUCACGUCGUCUUUGUCGCUGUAUUCCUCUACCAAAAGAGCGUGUCGGUGCCAGCGAUCUCGCGGACUUUAGUGCUAACGCUCCUGCUACUCGUGUCGCCCGUGGGGCUCAUGGGCCUCGCGAGUGCGUUGCGCUCGAGCCCUGACACAGAUGGCUAUGUCUUUCAACUGCAGUACGCGAUCGCCGUGUUCGCGCGCUUGGUGCUCGUCCUCUUCUUUCUCCGCCUCGCGUGCCGGCCGCUUGCCCGCGCCAAUAUCAAUGUCGUGCGCGAACUCUGUGGGUUUGCGCUGGUCUUCUACGCCCUCGGCGGCGUCUCAAUGCAGCUCUCGUACCACGCAAUACGCGAAGGCAACGCGCACCUCGAGACGUGGAGCGUGUACGUGCACAUCGCGCGCUCGUGCUGGAUAUCGCUCGCGCCAUUCUUCGUCUGGCGUGUGCUCAUCGCCGACACGGCGCACUGGCGCGGGCUCAGCGUGCGCGCGCUGCACCUCGAUACAGACCGCGCCAGUGUCCAAGAGAUCAUGUCGGCCGAAGGGCUCCACAUUCUACUCGAGAUGCACCGGCGCAACCUCAUCGACUUUGCCCAUCUGGAGUGGCACCAGCGGCUCGGCGCUGGCGGGUCCGCGACCGUGUACCGCGGCACGCUGCACUCGUCGCUCGACGUCGCCAUCAAGGUGUACACGCCGCAAGAGAUUUCCGAAGCGAUUGUGGCCGAGUUUUCCCACGAAGUGGGCUUUUGGGGCGUGCUCCGCCACCCCAACAUUGUGUCGUUCUAUGGCCUCUGCGUCUGCCCGCCCAUGAUCUGCCUCGUCGCCGAGCUCUGCCGCGGCAGUCUCGACGACUUGCUGAGCUGCACGUCGCCGCUGUCACCGCUUGUCGAGCUGUGUUAUAUGCUCGACGCUGUCCGCGCCGUGGCGUUUUUGCAUUCAUUUUCGCCGCCGCUCUUGCACCGCGACAUUAAAGCCGCCAAUUACCUCCUCGACGCCACCAACCACCGCGUCAAGUUGUCGGAUUUUGGCGAGUCGCGCGUCGCCGACGUCCAGCGCAUGUCGGUGCGCGGCACCGUCGAGUACAUGGCGCCCGAGAUGAUCGACGGCAAGCGAGGUGCUGCGUCGUAUGCGACCGCCUCGGACGUCUUUAGCUUGAGCAUGACGCUAUGGGACAUCUUGCACCCGCGCCAGUUCAAGUACCCGCGCGGCACGAAGAAUCACAUGCACAUCUUCACACUCGUCCUCGACGGCGCGCGCCCGCCGCUGCGCGAUACCCUCUCGCCAGCACUGCGGAAACUGCUUGUCGCUGCGUGGGCACCUGCUGCGAUCGACCGACCGUCGGCCGCUUCCAUGGUCACGAUCCUCGCCUCCCUCCUCGAGGACGAGACGGCGCGUCUGGCCAUGGCCCUUGAGCGCGAGACGAUGCCCACGACGGGCGCCGAGCUCGUCGACGCUCUCAUCGACGCCAAUCGUGGCAUUCGCGAUAAAUUCGAAGCCGUUCGCGUCGGCAACGCACUCCUCGAGACAGGACACCUCCACGACGUCAAACACGCGCGCAGCUUUCAAAACAGCCCACGGAUACAGUACACGUGGCAGCCGUCGGCGCGACGGUCGUCGCUCCUGGCGUUUGCCCUCGACGACGACGGUCGCUGCAAGUGCCCUUUACACGGCCAAGGCCUUGGCACCGCUUCGAAGCCAUCUAAGCGCCGGUACCGACUGUACAAGAAGCAGCGGUCGGCGGUCGAGAUGCUUUUGGAGCCAGAGACGGACGACGACGAGACGAUGAUGUGGGGUGACGACAUCCACGUUCGUGACACGCUCGCACAGUAACAGCACGGCAGAAAAAGCAUAGAAUAGCGGGCGACCAAAUCCCAGCGUGCAUCUCCCACCCCAACCAGUAUCAGCGAGGGCAGGAC